AUGGGCAAAAAUCAAAAUACUAGUUCCGAAGAUGGUGGCAUGUUUAAUAUCUCAAAAAGAGAAAGCAAAAAAUAUUUAAUGGCGGAUACUUCUUUGCAGUCUAUUGAGCUGAAUGAUGAUGAUGAGAACAAUGGUGGGUUAUAUCAUAGCAUCACUAAUCAGGGAAAUGAUUCCACGAUGAUUCCAACAAGCUCAGUCGACGAUGGAGUAACCUAUGAAGCCAUCAUGGCAAAAUACACCGUAUCACAAAAGGCCUCAGAGAACAUGGAUAAGGACGCUAUGGCUUCCCAAAAAGACCUUGAUGAAAUUCAUACAAUGGUUUAUUGCAAACCACUGAAAUUCAACUGGUUCUUAUUCUUCCUUUAUUAUUUAUUGGCAGUUUGCUCCUUUGGAUUGUUGUUACUUCUUUCAAGAUGGUUUGUGUGGCUAAGAGAUCGGAUGACUCAUUUGGAAUGUUCAAAUGCUGAAGCUGACAUUGUUUUUAUCAAAAGCAGUACUGGAGCAUUGACAACCUGUAAAGUCAAAAAGCAUGAUUUGAGUGCACAUUCAAGUGGUUCGCACGAAACAAGUAUAAGAAUAUUCACAUACCGUUAUGUGAAAUAUAUUUAUGACGUCAGUGAAGAUAAAUUCAAAAGGCUGCAAUUUAACACAUCUCUCCCUUACACCACUAUCCACAACGAAAUGUCUUCUGGAUUGACUCCACCAACAAGAAAACUAAGAAGAAUUCUUUUUGGAAAGAACUUGAUUGAUAUUCCAGUUAAAAAUAUUGUUUCGUUGCUAUUGGAUGAAGUGUUACACCCUUUUUACAUUUUCCAAAUUAUUUCUGUUAUUAUUUGGCUAGCUGAUGAAUAUUGGUCAUAUUCUUGCUGUAUUAUUGUUUCUGCUGUUUGUUCAAUUAUUUUCAGUUUGAUUGAGACCAGAAGAAAUUUACUUAAACUAAGAAAUAUGGCUCAUUAUACUUGUGAACUAGAAAGAGUCAACAAGAAUGGAAGUACUGAAAAGGUUUCUUCUGAAGAGCUUGUUCCAGGUGAUGUCAUUGUGUUGAGUGAUGGCAUUCUCUUGCCCUGUGAUGUCUUAUUAUUGUCAGGACAAUGUAUUUUGAAUGAAGCAAUGUUGACAGGAGAGAGUAUUCCAGUCGUAAAAACCCCAUUACCCAACGAAGGAAGUACAAAUUAUUCAGUGGAUGCAGAUAAAUCCAACACUCUCUAUUCUGGUACUCUUAUUGUACAGACCCGUAAAUUGGGAGAUGCAAAGGUUUUGGGAAUUGUUUGCAGAACAGGAUUCGACACAGCAAAGGGUAAAUUAGUGUUGUCUAUUCUCUUUCCUAAACCAUCCUCAUUCAAAUUCUACAGAGAUUCACUCAAUUUUAUCGGAGUAAUGUUCAUGAUUGGAAUGAUUGGUAUUCUGUAUUCCAUUAUUAAGCUUGCUCUGUCUGGCGUUCCAUGGGACAAUAUUGUGCUAAGAGCUUUGGAUGUGAUCACCAUCACUGUUCCUCCUGCAUUGCCAGUGGCCAUGACCACUGGAAUGUCUUUUGCGGUUGCCAGGCUUAAAAAAUCAAAGAUCUUUUGCAUAUCUCCACAAAGAGUUAACGUGGCAGGUAUGAUCAAAUUGAUGUGUUUUGACAAGACAGGAACUAUCACUACCGAGGGUCUUGAUCUUUAUGGUGUUCGGCCAGUUGAGGGCAAUGAAUUUUCAGAAUUAAUUACAGAAGAGUGUGUGGCAAAUGAUUUUUCUGAUUUUAACAACCUCUCUGAAAAGAAAAAGCUGAUGCUUUACUCGAUGGCAUCAUGCCACUCAUUAACGUAUGUGAACUUUGAAUUAGUUGGAGAUCCUUUAGAAGUGAAAAUCUUUGAGGCCACCAAGUGGAAACUUAAGGAACCUAAAGCCUCUGAUUACAUGUUUGAGUCAGUAAUUCCAACAGUGGUACAUCCGCCUCAUCAUAACCACCACAAACAUGAACUUUCAGAGAUCGAAGCCCAAGAAAUCGACAUCACCAAACUUCCUUUUGAACUUGGUAUUUUGAAGAAGUUUGAAUUCAAAUCUUCUCUUCAAAGAAUGUCAGUCAUUGUUAAAAAUUUACAAGACAACAAGACAUAUGGCUUUGUGAAAGGCUCUCCAGAAAUGAUGCAAAAAUUGUGCAUUCCUGAAACAUUACCAGCUAACUACUCCAAAGUACUUUAUGAGUAUGCACACAAGGGUUAUCGUGUAAUUAGUGUAGGAUACCGAGAGCUUUCACAGACGUGGAAAGCUCUCCAAAAAGCGUCCAGAGAAGAGAUUGAAUGUGACUUGACAUUUGUUGGAUUUAUUUGCAUGCAAAAUAAGCUGAAGCCAGAUUCAAAGAAAGUUAUCCAUUCAUUGUCUAAUGCUGGUAUCAAAAGCGUAAUGGUUACUGGUGAUAAUGCAUUUACAGCUAUUAGCGUUUCCAGACAAUGUGGAAUCGCCCGUCCUGUUGGAAAAGUUUUCUUGGGAGAGCUCAAAGAAACAGAUUAUGGGUCCUCUAAUCAACAAUAUAUUGAUUGGAAAGAUGUUGAUGGUGAUGAUAGAUUGGAUCCAGAAACCUUGCUGCCAGAAAAUCCAAACAUUGGAUUCGAUUAUGAUUUAGCGAUCACAGGCAGCGUAUUUGAAAGACUAGUUAAGGAACAUACUUUCAAACUGGAAAUGACGGGAAGUACAAAAUACGUGAACGUUGAAAAGCCUUCCGUAUUCCAUAGAAUGUUGUUAAUGUGUAAAAUUUUUGCCAGAUUCACACCAGAUCAGAAGAUGAGACUUGUUGAAGAAUUCCAAAAGUUAGAAUAUUUUGUUGGAAUGUGUGGUGAUGGAGCAAAUGAUGCAGGAGCCCUAAAAGCCGCUCAUGUUGGUGUCUCAUUGAGUGAGGCUGAAGCUUCUAUUGCAGCUCCAUUUACUAGUUUAAAACCGACUAUUGCAUGUGUACCACAGGUUAUUAAGGAAGGAAAAGCUGCGUUGGCCACCAGUUUCCAAAUGUUCAAAUUCAUGAUGUGUUACAGUUUGAUUCAAUUCUUUACUGUUGUUUUACUCUAUGACAUUAACAGUAAUCUUGGAGAUAACCAAUUUUUAUGGGUUGACGGCUUGGUCAUUUUCACCAUGGCAUUACUUAUGGGAAGAACAGGUGCCAACAAGAACUUGGUGAAAAACAAACCCUCCGCAUCUCUUGUCUCUCGAGAAGUGUUUGUUUCAAUGGGGUUCCAAUUUUUCCUUUCUGUCAUUUUCCAAUUAGUCAUGCUCGACAAUUUGAAGAAACAAGGAUUCUUCACACCACUUGACCCUCAUCCUGAAACUAAGAAGAACAUUCGAUGUUUCGAAACCACAGUCAUGUUUUUGAUGUCUACAUUCCAAACUUAUAACACAGGUCUGGCGUACAGUAUUUCAAAACCAUUCAAAAAAUCCGUCUACACAAACAAACUCUAUUUCUUCCUACUCAUUAUCCUAUUCAUUGUUUGUUCCUACACCAUUCUAUUCCCUGACGUUAAUUUGAGUUGGUUCUUAUAUUUGAAGAGCAUGCCAUUCUAUUAUCGAGUUACAAUAUUUGGUUGUGUGCUUUUCCAUAUGUUAUUGAGCUACUUAUUUGAGAGAUUUUUCAUUCUAGGUCCUGGAGUGAAAUGGCUACGAAUGAUUACAGUUCGACCUAUUAUUACGUUUGUUAAUCGUCUUAGAGGUAAAACCAAACCAAUCUCCAAGAAAAAGAGACUCUACGGCAAGUUAAAAGAGACCAUACGAUCACCAAUAAUGAUGACAUCCAACGCAACCCAACACAUGGAACAUGAAGCUAUCAAGAAAUCUUCCAGCUCGACUUUCCAAGAUUCUCCAAACGUAGAAUUGGUAUAA
Molecule: messenger RNA, 3843 nt
Organism: Naegleria fowleri
Lineage: Eukaryota; Heterolobosea; Eutetramitea; Acrasida; Naegleriidae
Exons: 6
Coding region: 1-3843 (1280 amino acids)
Cellular component (GO): membrane
Molecular function (GO): ATP hydrolysis activity; ATP binding; P-type transmembrane transporter activity
Source: RefSeq, a predicted model, not a curated record